Microbotryum saponariae is the source of this 1347-nucleotide messenger RNA. The record is from the annotation of a GenBank genome assembly. NCBI's taxonomy places the organism in Eukaryota, Fungi, Basidiomycota, Microbotryomycetes, Microbotryales, Microbotryaceae.
AUGCAGCAUAGCUACGGAUUCGAGUAAGUAACUUCAUGAACUGUGCUCUAGUGGGAUUGUUGAGGAGCUAAUGGAAAACUACCAAGCAGCAAUUCCCUUCAACACGUUUUCGUUGAAUGUCAACCCUCGAGUUGCUUUCUUCCACCAUCAACUGGUGACACUGCAUUCGUGAGUUAUCACUUGACAUUGGCUGUGCAGUCAUGACGGAAAAACUGAUAUGAAAAACAGACAUUGGACGUCAGUGACAGGAGGUGACCCUAUCCCCGAAAAGCGGGGGCACCCACCGUGGCCUGCCUGGGAAAACGACAUCGAUGCCCACAAAUACCACAUGUUCUACAACAACGCUCGCGAAGGAAGCUACAAUGGCCGAAAAUUAGCAAAGUCUUACGCUACGCCGCUACCCGUAAACGUUGACGGGCAUGCUGAGCUGUACGCACCAUUUUAAGGGUGGGGACAUAUGUGCAGUCAUGUUGGAAGUCAAAGGCCACGGGAAAAUACAGCGGAAGGAUUGACUUCGUACGGUUGAGAAUCCGGGUCCAUGGGACACUAAAUGUGAGUCUUCACUGUCGUUGCUACAGAUGGACAACAGCAAGAAUACUGAUAGUUGUAAUAAACGAAUCACGCAAAAAACAGGCUCUGGUUCCGUGAAUUGCGGCUCACCAGCCCGUGUCAGAUCCUCAACGGCUCGGUUCGGUGGAGUGACCGUCGUGUUGGCAGAUGUGUGCCAAUCUUUGAAAACCAAAGCGCAGGGCAGCAUGACUAACUGACCGGUUGGACUGUAACAUCACAGGGGAUCCGAAGCAAUGCCUUCCCGUUAUUCCCAAGUCAUCGCCUGCACAAAUUGUCGACGCUUGCAUCAUGAAUGCUGACUUCUGGGGGGAAGUUGAGGUGCUGCAUCUCUCUGUAAGUAGUAGUCCUUGCCUGACUUUUAGACCCUAUACUAACAAUGGCACGGUGCGAGCGCAGACAAACAUGCGUCUUCUGGCCGCUGCAGAUCGCACGACCGAAACGGAACGGGCAAAGGCACAGGGCUUUGCAGUUUGGCUCUUAGGAGUUGGAGACGGGUCGGCGAACGAAACAGAAGACUCUAUCGCGCUCCCACGUGAGCUUCUCUUGCCGGCGACCGCGAGGAACACAUCCGGGUUGAUCAGACACGUUUAUCCCGUCCCCGCGCUCGAACUGGACAAUAUGUCAAUAGGCGAAAAAAUCGAAUACUUCCGAGAUCGAGCAAUUCUGGCGCCCAAAAAUUCGCAGGUGGGUCAGAUCAACGACAUGGUGCUCGACCUGCUGUCGGGUGACGCUCAAACGUUCUACAGCGCGGAUUCGGUCGAAAACGAAGACGAAUGA